This is a messenger RNA of Plenodomus lingam JN3, 363 nucleotides long. NCBI's taxonomy places the organism in Eukaryota, Fungi, Ascomycota, Dothideomycetes, Pleosporales, Leptosphaeriaceae. The record is from RefSeq and is a predicted model, not a curated record.
AUGUAUCUCCCCGCCAUCGUGCUAUCGUCUCUUAGCCUCCUCUGGCCCCUUACUGCAGCCGACAAGCACCAGUAUUGUGCCUGUGAGAAAAAGAGAGCGGGAGGCAUCCACCUUGGUGCAACUGUUGGACUUGCACUUCAGUGCAAUAAUAAGCUCCAAUUAGCUCAGCCAAAUGGAGGAUACUGGAUAGCUCAUAAGCCAGGCCCUGAACACGGCGGCCCCUAUGGAUUGAUGGAGAUACCUUUCACAGCCUAUGCACGAAAGCUGGUGCACCAGCUAGCACCUGUUUUACCUGCAAAGACGCUCCCCAAACUAACUCUGAUGGAGGGAAAUUAUGUUGGAAGAGCUAAUGUUAGGCUUUAA